CCACCCACCCACCCCCUCUUUCCUGGCGCAUCCCCCCCUCCUCCUCCUACCUCCCGCUGCGUCCGUCCAUCCUCCCCCCCCCUCUUCCUCGGCUGGUGUGACUCAGCAGCCUGCCCUUCCCCUCGGUAGCAGCCAGUGACCAGGCCUGGAAGGUGGGGGGGAGGGAGAGGGGGGGGCUUGGCCUCUUGCCUCUGCCCUUCCCUUUCCCCUUCCCCGCCUUCCCUGGCUGGAGAGGGAUUUUUUCCUCUCCGAGCAAAGCUGGAUCAGGAAUUGCAAGAGAAGGGAUUCUCCCCCCCCCCUUCAUCCCCCCCCCACUUAUCCAAAGGGGGCUCCGGACGUCUCUUUCCCCCCCUAAACGGACUCCCCAUCCUUCCUGGGCUUUUAAAGGGCUGAGUCGCCCCUCCCCAACCAGCUGGGCACGACCAUCCUCAAAUUGUCGCCGUCAGCUGGCUUGCCUGGCUUUAACAGGGCUCCCCGGGGGCUGCCACCGCUGCGGCCAAGCCUCCCCCGUUUUGCGUCGGCUGGAGAAAUGGCUGUUUGAUGCCCCCCACCCCUCACACGCCUUGGCACAGAUAACCGACCCGGUGCCUGCGAUGCAGAGGUCGUAAAGACGGAGCUUUUGCACAGAACGGAGAGGAUGAGGACUCCCCGGGUGUCGGAAGGGUAGCUGAAGCGGGCCGAAGUUCAACAGGCGGCAGCUGAGACGGGCCGAAGUUCUACAGGUGGUGCCGGAGCUUGGAGAGGGAAGAGCCGCCGGGGAACUUCUAAAAACAGCCCCCUAGUGGGGGGAAAAUGCCAGCGACACAGCCAAGGCCUCACCCUCUUCGUCUCUGAGGCUGCGCUAAGGCAGGCAGGAGUUCAACAGGCGGCGGUGCAUCCGGAGGGGAAGGGCCAGGCACGUCUUAAAACAGCCCUUUGGGGCUGUAUCAUCGGUAACGGACUAGAAACUUCUUCCUCUCGGCGGCUGCACACAGGCGGAGGUUCAACAGGUGGAGCUGCAGCUGGAGGGGAAGGGCCAGGAACUUCUCAAACAGCCCCACGGAGGGCGCCGUAACAUCAGCAACAGCCCUCUGGGGUGGGGUGGGGGGCUGUAGCAUCAGCAACGGAGCACAAAUCUGGCCCUCGUUCUUUUGCCUGGGAGCAGCCGAGGCAGGCGGAAGUUCACCAGGCGCUGCUGCAGCCGGAGGGAAAGGGCCAGGAACUUCUCAAACAGCCCCACGGAGGGCGCCGUUACAUCAGCAACAGACCAAAAAUCCUUGGCCUUCUCCGGGGCCGUGCGGGGUCACCGGUCACCUGGCGGGACGAUUCCUGUUGAGUCAACAGGACGGCUUGCCUGAUUUGGAGGGGGGUGUUGUGAUUUGGCAGCAAAGGGGAGCCAAGCAGGAGUCGGCGGAGGCCCCCCCUGUUUCCGGCAUGCCAGCAGGGACUUACCGAGACGCCUCGUCGGGAUCAAGUUGGACUUUGGGGGGAUCCUGACCAUCCCCAUCGCGGUCGCCUCUCUCUCGCUCUCUCCUCUUCGCUGCUUUGUAGCCCCCUCAAAAUGGAUCUUAUCCCAAGAAGCAAAUACACCCACUUGCAGGAUGAAUCGCUGGACGAAGGGAGCCCCGUGGCCGAGGAGGGCCCGUCUCCUGACCCUUCCUCCUCCCUCGGGGUUGCCCCGUCACUGACCGGCUCGGGGUCUUCGUCCUCCCUCAGCCCCAUGCUGCCUGUGGGGGAUCACCCCGAAUCGGAGAGCAGCCCCACCACGCUGUGUUCCUUCUUCCCCAAAAUGGCUAACCUGAAACUCUCCAAUCCCGCGUUUUUGCUGAACCUCCGGUCUUUUUCCCGUGAGCCGGGAGUCCCCGAAGACUCUCCGUGCGCCGUGGCCUUGCCGGACUCAACAGGGGUUGUCGGUCUCUAUUCCCAGGAUAUGAACAAACUGAGUUGCGGGAAGAAAAUGCGGGUCGAAGGCGGUCAGCUGGGCGGCGAGGAGUGGACGCGGCACGGGAGUUUUGUCAACAAGCCCAGCCGGGGUUGGCUGCACCGGGAUGACAAGGUGAUGGGUUCCGGAGUCUCCUACCUGGUCCGGUACAUGGGUUGUGUGGAAGUGCUGCAGUCCAUGCGGGCCCUCGAUUUCAGCACGAGGACUCAAGUUACCAGGGAGGCGAUCGGGCUGGUUUGUGACGCUGUGCCCAGCAACAAGGGAGCCGUGCGCAGGAGGAAGCCCGGUGGCCGGGCGCUGAACUCCAUCUUGGGCAAGACGAACCUGAAAUUUGCCGCUAUGCCCAUCACACUGACCAUCUCAACCAGCAGCCUGAACCUCAUGGCGUCCGACUGUAAACAGAUCAUUGCCAAUCACCAUAUGCAAUCAAUCUCAUUCGCUUCCGGAGGGGAUCCAGAUACGGCGGAAUACGUCGCUUACGUUGCCAAAGACCCCGUCAAUCACCGAGCUUGCCAUAUCCUGGAGUGCCCCGAAGGUUUGUCCCAAGAUGUCAUCAGUACCAUCGGACAAGCAUUCGAAUUGCGCUUCAAGCAAUACCUUAAGAAUCCUCCGAAACUCGUCACGCCCCACGACAGGAUGGCUGGGUUCGACGGCUCCGCUUGGGACGAAGAGGAAGAGCCGCCGCCUCCGGACCACCAAUAUUACAACGAUUUUCCGGGAAAGGAACCUCCUAUAGGAGGGGUCGUUGACCUGCGUUUGCGGGAAGGGGCUGCAGCGGCUCAGACCCCCAACAAUUUGGGGGCCACCUUGCCCGUCGGACAAAUGGUUGCUGGGGACUACGAGUCCAAGAAGCCACAUUCAGUCACACAAGGCAGGGAUCGGGGCCCCCCUGGCCGCACCGAAUUCGUGGUGGACCCAUCCUACGUGAAUGUGCAAAAUUUGGAAAAAUUGCAGCCGGGCAGCCAGAACGCGACCUCCAACGGGAGCGUCCAGAGAGAUCUCUUUGACAUGAAGCCUUUUGAGGAUGCCUUGCGGGGGGGGCCGCCACCCCCUACGCCUCCCACCCACCCACCAGCUACCAUGGAGGAACAGCUCCGGCGGGAAGCCUGGUAUCACGGACAGAUGAGCCGCAAAGAAUCGGAGAAGCUCUUGCAAGCCAAUGGAGAUUUCCUGGUGCGAGAAAGCACCACCACACCGGGACAGUAUGUGCUGACAGGACUUCAGGGAGGGCAGCCUAAACACCUUCUUCUCGUCGAUCCGGAGGGAGUGGUUCGGACGAAGGAUCACCGCUUCGAAAGCGUGAGCCACCUAAUCAGCCACCAUAUGGACAAUCGGUUGCCCAUCAUCUCGGCCGGCAGCGAGCUGUGCCUACAGCAGCCCGUCGAGCGGAGAGCCUGAGCACGACAACCGGAGUGGCAUCACUACAAACGACGCCCUUCUAGCGGGCGAUUCCUCCGCGUCUCUUUUUCUCCCCGAUGGACUCGUCCGACAGCUGCUAGAAUGGGCUGUCGCCUCUGCCAAAGCAUUUUUUCUGGGGUCGAAGGGGACUCGGAUGAGCACCAAAACCCAUCGUGCCCUCCCAGACCACCUCUCUCUACGUCUUGCCAGCUUUUCCUGGUUGGAGCCAAGCGCCGUCUCGCCACGUUUCUAGUCCUCGGUGAGAACGGUCUCGCUUCGGUUUUGUUGACGGUUCUAGAGGAAGUCCUUCUUGCCUUGGACAACUUUUGUCUCCUCCGCUAACUGUUAACGGUAUUGAUGGGGGGGGGGAUCUUGCGUGUGCCACACACACGCAGUGCCUCGUUGUGUCUUCUGCCAGGUGCGACUGAUGCCAAAGUCCCCGCGAAGGAUUUUCUUUCCGGGGAGAUUAUUGCUUAAAAGCACAAAAAAAAAAAGGGAAAGAAAAGGGCAACUUGUUUGGGUCUGGAAGGCAGAAUCUUCUCUCUUCGCUGCCCACAGACCCAGCUCACGCAUUUUUAUAUAUGUUCUGUGUGUGCCUUGAGCCUUUUUCAGGUCAGAUUUUAUGCAAGAUUCCUCCGGAAGGUCUCACAGAGCUGCCUGGGGUUUGGGGGAAAGGUUGUAGGAUGGAGAAAGUCGUUUCUCAUUCGCCUCCUUCUGAUCCGUCGCAGUUGCCCCAUAAUUUAUCCCCUUCUUUUUUCCCCCACCUGCAAAAGCCCAGGCUCUCUCAGGGUUAAGGGACGUUUUCCCUGAAUUUUGGGAUAGUUUCCAAGAAGACAGCCCCAAAACUGAAGGGAGAGUCCCCCACAAAAAGGAUGAAAAGGGGGAAAAAAUGGGUUUGUCUUCCAGCACUGAAGCUGGUUUCCUUCCCAGUUUCUGUACAUAAGUUUGAUAAUUUGGUGUUGCAUGUAUGUUGCUAUAAUCUGAGGCCAAUGUGUAGCUUUACUCUCUUAUCACUGUGCCUGUCCCCGCUACUCUGUGGGACACCCACCCCCCCAAGCCCACCUCAGCCCCUCCUCUCCAUGUCCUUUAUACACACUUUGUAUCGGUUUGAUUUUCUCGUGAUUAUACCAAAGGAAAUCAAAUAGUUAUUAUUAAAGGUUGGUAUUUCUUUAG
This is a messenger RNA of Thamnophis elegans (Western terrestrial garter snake), 4492 nucleotides long. It is a transcript of the gene SHC1, whose product is annotated as SHC adaptor protein 1. The record is from RefSeq and is a predicted model, not a curated record. NCBI's taxonomy places the organism in Eukaryota, Metazoa, Chordata, Lepidosauria, Squamata, Natricidae. The transcript has 12 exons. Gene Ontology annotation, molecular function: receptor tyrosine kinase binding. Gene Ontology annotation, cellular component: plasma membrane. The coding region runs from base 1541 to 3319 and encodes 592 amino acids. Gene Ontology annotation, biological process: cell surface receptor protein tyrosine kinase signaling pathway; intracellular signal transduction.